Molecule: messenger RNA, 1063 nt
Organism: Penaeus monodon (black tiger shrimp)
Lineage: Eukaryota; Metazoa; Arthropoda; Malacostraca; Decapoda; Penaeidae
Biological process (GO): sleep; regulation of synaptic transmission, cholinergic; positive regulation of voltage-gated potassium channel activity
Source: RefSeq, a predicted model, not a curated record
CCGUGGCGCUGGAGUGCUUCGUGUGCAACUCGCACGACGACCAGGCGUGCGCUGACGAGUUCCAGGUCAACUCCACGGCCCUCCAGAACGCCUUCAUCAAGACCUGCGAGGAGAAGGACAACCAGACGCCCUUCUGCCGCAAGAUGAGGAUGGAUAUUGAAGUUGUCUACCAGAACAACGAGAUCCGCAUCCUCCGUGACUGUGGCUACGAGAGGCGAGAGGACCGCGAGUGUUACCAGAAGCGUUCCGAUGACUACAUCGUUGACGUCUGCCAGUGUGACGAGGACCUCUGCAACGGCGCUCUCUUUGCUCGAUUCCUGUAAAUCUUGUGUGUGAAUAGUUGCAUUUGGAUCGAAAAUAUGUGCUCUCGUACUGUCUCCCAAGAUGCAGAUUUUUUUUCCCCUUUCUGGAUCCUACUACACACUUCCAUCUUAGAAUAUUUGUCCCCGUUACUUUACUUGUAGGAAUUUUUAAAGAAAUGUAUAUAUGAUAUUUUUAUUUCCUCCAUAAUUAAGUAUGAUUGAUUAUAUAGCAAAUAAAUACAGAGGAACAUUUACCUAUCAAAGUUUUUGUCGUCAGGUCUUCCUUUGUCUGGUAUAUGACAAAAUAAAAAAAAUCCUGAUGUAUACAGUUCACUUGUUGCUGUCAUUUUAAGUUAUGUUGACUUGGAUUGUCAUUCGAUGAUGACAAAAGUUGGAUUUUUUUAAUAGUAUAACAGCCUAGCUCUUUUCCUUUUUUUCUUACCAUUUUUUAAGUAGCAUUUAUGUACAAAAAAGGAAUUGUAUGUAAAGAAUGUUAGUUGCAGUAAUUUGAGAGAACAAGGUUGUAUAACAAAAAGGUAGAUUGUUUAGAACUGUAAUUUAGAGAACCACAAAUAUAUGAAAAGACAUAGAUCUUAAAAGUGCUCUUAUAAUGUUUUUAAAAACAGAUGUUAAAGCUGACCUGUACAUGAUUCUAUAAGCAAAUUAGAUCAUUGUUGAAAUGUACAUUAAAAUUAAAAGACAAUCAGCUAUUUUGCACAUGCUUAGGUUGUAAAUGGUGGUUAAUAGAGACCUUAAAUUAA